This is a messenger RNA of Apis cerana (Asiatic honeybee), 4668 nucleotides long. RefSeq names its product brain-specific homeobox (gene bsh). The record is from RefSeq and is a predicted model, not a curated record. Gene Ontology annotation, molecular function: DNA binding; DNA-binding transcription factor activity, RNA polymerase II-specific. NCBI's taxonomy places the organism in Eukaryota, Metazoa, Arthropoda, Insecta, Hymenoptera, Apidae. Gene Ontology annotation, biological process: regulation of DNA-templated transcription.
ACACAAAGAAUUCCUCGUACAAAACAAGAUAUAUACAACUUAACCCAUAAAAACUUAACCCAAUACAAAAAUAUCGUGUUUCCAUAUUUUUAAUUCCCGUAAUAAUCCCUUCCAAUUCAUCUACGAGGGAAGGAAAAAUACGUAUCCACCUCCCCGAAAAAAAAUCUCUCAACGACGACGAGCAAACGAUAGAUCCAGAUAGAUCCGAUCAUCGUCCGAACGAUCCCUCGAGCCGGGCUCAUUUUUCGCUCUAACAAGUCCCCGGAGGAUCGGUUUAGAGAACGCGGUUUCCGGUGCACGCGCGGCCUCGGUUUCGACAAGCCAGGUCGAAGCUUGGAUUUCUGGCUUCAACGCCGAGGAGGGAGGGGGAGGAGAAGGGAGUUGUCGAGGAGGCGAGUGUUGCGAGGGAUCGACGGGACGGUUGAAUGGACACUCGCCUGUAACACAAUUACCGGGAUGUUAAUUUACCCAAUAAUCGCGGAAGCAACCCCUCCCCCCGUCUAAAUGCCGGCACGCGCCGCUUCCCCUUCCGUCGCCGCCUAAAAUAGAGAGGAUAUAUCGGGGGGAGGAGAGAAAUGCGGGGUUUUACGGACGAUUGUCGACGUCGUUACGCGAACGUUUUGCCAAACAGGUCGGGCGGGAAAGGAAGGAAGUUUGGCAAAUGUUCCAGGAUGGAUUGAUAUAAUAAUAAUAAUAAUAAUAAUAAUAAAACAAACACUGUUGCGGAAAUAACAUAACCGAAUUGGGUAAUUCGUCGAGUCGAGCGGAGGAAGAUGGGGAGAGGGGAGGUUUGUUUUCAAAUUAUAAGGGAGGUGGAGACGUGUAACUUUUUGAUAAUUGGGGGAGGGAAGGUGUCGAGGAGCAGGAAAGGAUCGUUUAGAUUUAUUUAUCGGGCGUAAAAAGGAGGAGGAAAUGUGCAGAAAUUCGUAUCUAUUUCGGUUGAGCAAUUAGCGGUUACGUUUGAAUGGAAAAAUCGCAUUACGACGUAAUGCUAUAAUAACUCGAUCGAUCGAGAGGUGCUCCUAGAGUAGUGCUGCGAGAUACGGAGGAUGAUACGCGGAGGAGGAGAUAUAGAGAGAGAGGCCAUUUAUUUUGGACGCGCAUUCCAAGUGUGUAUACAUGGUGCACAUCGUCCAACGAGUAAAUCUAAUUUGACACCCCCUCCUCCUGAUACGCAUCCUCCAUACUUUCGAGACUCAAUACAGACGUAUUGACUCGUGAAAAAAGCCUUUAUAUGCUUCAAUGCAGAUGGAGGAUCAAUACUUAGGAUAUAGAAGAAGAAGAAGAGAAAAAAGAAAGAAAAGAAAGGAGGAAAGAGGAGAGGAAAAGCGUGAUGAAACGCGGCAAACAGUGGACAAAUGAAAAAUGCCCUCUCUCUUUUCUCCCUUUUCAUUCGGAGAAACUUUUUAAUAGAAAAAAUUAUUAGUUUUCCGCGAAAAAGGCCUCCUACGGGGUCUUGGAAAAAUAAAACAUUAAACACGAAUUUGAGAGAGAGAGAGAGAAAAACUCGUCGUUCGCACGAUUCAUAAACCAUCUAUCGUAUAUUUCCAUUUCCCCAUUUAUAUUGCAUCUCAUUCGAAAUUCUCACAAACGAUUAUUCGACUUUGAUCGUCUCAAUCUCGAAUUUUCACUCGACACGAACGCGAUAAUAUACGUAAUCGAAGAGAAAGAAAAAGACGAUCGGAAACGUUAGAAAAAGAAGAAGAAGAGGAGGAAGAAAGAAUAAGAAUAAAAAGAAAGAAAGAUAAAGGCGAAAGAAAUACAAUUUAAGCGGUAGGUAAAGUUACCUCAAAGGUACACGCGUGAACACCGUCAUCGCGCAGUCGAUGUGAAUGCACAACGACACGGGGAACCACGAAUACAGAGAGCACCUCACCUUCCUCCUCCUCCUCCUCCUCGACCCUCCACCCUUUCCCUUUCAGAUCCGGGUUGCUCCGGGGUUGCAAGGGUGAGAGAUAGAGCGGCGCUGGCCUAGGAGAGCCCGUAUCCAUGGAAACGGCGCCGCUGGUACCGCCCCGCGUGCGCCGCGGGGCCAACCGUUGCGACGACAGGCGCCGCGACGCCGACCAAUGCCUGGAUGUCGCCUCCAACCCCUGCCCGCCUACCCCCUCGCGAUAUCCGCUUCCGAGCUUUACUUAUCUUGGCCAGUUAGAGCGGCUGAGGGUGGAGAUGAUCGCGGAGGGGGGUGAGGCAAGUUGAAUCGCCUUGAAUCGCGCACCGAUACUCCCUAAACGUCCACGUCGAGACGAGGCGACGCUCCGUCGUGCCUGCCUACCUACCUAUCGUGCCUACCUCAGCGAGACCACUUUUCUUUCCCGCAGAUUGGCGGACUACCUUUUUCAAUUCAAUUACAAUUUUCUUUCUUUCCUUCCUUCCUUCCUUCCUUCCUUCCUUCCUUCCUUCCUUCCUUCUUUCUCUCCUCUUUCUCCCUUCCCUCUCACCUCCUUCGCCAGCCACCUCGCCCGAGGAUUCCGCCAAAAUUCCAGCUCCGGGAAAAAAGGGGGAGAGGAGGCGCGUCUCCUUGGAAUUUCGUGUGGACCUUUGGAAAAUACGUGCGAAUACGUGCGAAGGAAAUUGUGAUUUUGGAAAUUUCGGAAGGGGAAGGGGGUGGGGGAGGGAGGAACAGGCGUCGGGAAAGAUCGAUCUUCGAGAUCACGCGGGCUCGUCGCGGGAAGCGAGGCGAAGUGAGAAGAGUCGUGUCGCGCGGAUGUGGUGUGUGCUUCUGUUUCGUCAACAUUUACUCGCGAAGAAUAAGAAUAAUCGUGAGAGAGGUAAAUAAUCGGUGGUGGCAGAGACUUAUAUAAGAAGAUACGUAGAUCGAGGGAAAUUGAAAGUUUGUCGGAGAUGGAGGAUUCCAAGGAGCGAGGAUGAAGCGAGAAGAAUCGAAAGGGGAUUUGGUUGGUGAGAAAUUUUGAAGGAUCGUCCAUCCAGGCAGAGCCGAGUUGGGAGGAAGAUCGGUCGCGAGAACUAUGUAAGGGUGCUCGAACGCAAUUUCGAAGGGUCGAAAAUAAGGUAUUUUCGCAAGAGAGAAAGAUGCAGUCGACUUGCCAGCAACAGCAGGCCCAGCCAGGUCAGAACGGGACAUCAGCGAGCAGAACCUCGUUUUUGAUCGAAGACAUUUUGAGCCGUGGCACGGCGCCCCCGCAUUCCCAUCACCAGCUUCACCACCAACACCUCGCGUCCGCCCACGGGGUGCAGCAUCAACAAUACCAACAAUUCGCCAGUUUGUUGCCCGGUUACCCUUCCGCACCACCCACGGCCACUUUCUUCCUCGGCCCGCUUUUCGGUAACACCGCAAUGGGGGUUGGAGUGGUGCCGGGAGUUACUGAACUCGCGGCCUUGAAGCACUGCCGCCGACGAAAGGCAAGAACAGUGUUCAGCGACCAACAAUUAGCGGGUUUGGAAGCUAGAUUCGAGGUGCAGAGGUAUCUGAGCACGCCGGAAAGGGUCGAGCUAGCGGCUGCUCUUCACCUAUCGGAGACCCAAGUGAAAACGUGGUUUCAAAACAGGCGGAUGAAGCAUAAGAAACAAUUGAGGAAAUUGAACACCAGCGCGGGAAGCAAUGGAAAUCAGAAUUCCAAUCAGCAGUGCACCGGCCAAUCAGUUUCUGUUACGUCACCCGCCGAACGGCCGGUGGAUUUCUCUCUGAGCGGCGGGCGGGAGUCACGGGCGAGCAGUGACGCGCCAGUAGAUUCGGACGACGACGAAAUCGAUGUGCUGGGCGACGAGACGCCAUCACCUACGCGAACGACCAACAUCCACGUUUCCAGACGCACCACCGGUUCACCGACCGGUUUUCAUCAGAUCACUUACCGCCAUUCCGUCACUUUGUCUCACCAACCCCAACAGCCCAUUCAACGUGCUCAACAUCGCUGAAACGAAACGGCGGAAAGAUGAUGAUGAUGACGAUGACGAUGUCGCACAGGAAAUGGAAGAUUCGAGAAGAGACUCGAGAGUGUUAUGACUAUGCGAAUCUUAUCUAGUUGAUCGGAUUCGUCCUUGUUCGUUGUGCAAUCGCUGUUUUUAAACGAAAUUUUUAAACGAGAAGUCUGUGUUUAUUAUUACGAGAAAUAGUGCAAUUCGACGUGGAAACGGUGCGGUUUGACUCUCUUUGUAAAUUUCGUUUUCGUAAGAAUUAUUUUCUUUAUUUAUUCGUCCAUUUAUUUAUUUCCCAUUCGUUUCGAGAGAUGUAAAUUUGUGAGACGAACCAAGUUGAAGGACGUAAUAAAACUGUGGAGAAUUAUCCGUAAAACGAAAUGACACUUCAUAGUGAGCUCUAUGUUUAAUAAGAUAGGAUUAUAAGAGGAGAAACGUUUCUUCUUUCGAGAAAUCUUCGAUCGACGAGGGACGAGGAAGCAAGAUCGAUGAGGCAAGAUUUGGAUAAAGAACGUUCGUGAUCGCGUAAUGUACAAGUGUGAAGCUGUGUAAGAGUAAAGAAAAGUUGGUAGAAAGAAGAGAAAGAAAGAAAAAGGAUAAGAACUCGAAAGGCGAGACGAUGUAGAAAGUGUAAACGACUUGUAAAUGACUCUCUAGUGAUUUAGAGUCUAGUCGAUCUCUUGCGACACUUUUUAUAGCGAGAUGCCGUAAUAAAACUAGUCUGUUUUCGAGUUACUUUUUAUAGCGAAGUAGAAAGUUAGCUUCAAGUUGGGAUUAAAAUGUCAUAAUGUA